ACUCGGUAAACCCAAUUUGAUACUACUUGAUCCAAAAUUUAUGUACGAUUUGUCCGAUUACAUUUCUCUCUUAUAAUUUUGAUCUAAUCCUCCGCUGACGCAGCACCGGCGACUUUCAUUUUCUCUCUCCUUCAUCGCCGCUCUCUUCCACUACCUGCCGUUUCAGAAGACUGAGCUGCAUUCACAUCAGUUUCUCCGGUUCGCUGCUACUUUUCUACGGUUUUACUAAUCGCCAGCUUCACGCCGCCGCUGCCGACUUUUCCGCUCCUUGGGAUAUUUCUAUAACCAAGAGUUACAAGAAUGGCAUCUAGACGGAAUGUCCGUUAUAGUCGUCUUGCUGAUGACGACGAUGAUGAUUAUAAUGGUCAAAAUCGACAUGACCCUAGAUUUGAUUAUACUCCCAGAAGCUAUGACAAAGUUCCUUGGAAGUCAAUAAUUCUCGCAAUCUUUUUGCUCCUUCUUGGGUGUCUGCUUCUCUUGCUUGCAGUUUUCAUCUUCACUGGUCACAUGGGAGGGGAGCUCUCCCAAGCUUAUGGCCUCUUAGGACUGGGUUUGCUUACCUUUGUACCAGGGUUCUAUGAAACUCGGAUUGCCUACUAUUCGUGGAGAGGUGCCCAAGGAUACCGCUUUGCCAAUAUUCCAGACUAUUGAGAGGUUUUCUUUGUUUCAACUCAAGGCAUAUUUGUUUUUUACGCAUUUAGCUUACAAGAUUCCUCUGUAAGAACUCGUGGUCGUAUUCAUGUGUAUAUUUAGAAACAAGUGUGUGUAGUGUGUACAUUCUUCAGUUAAGUUUAGCAUAACUCUGGUGCCACGCACUGGACAAUUGUUUACAGAUGUGUCUGGACAAAGUUUUGUAUCAGAGAGUUUCUUGUGGUGAAUCUAUGAGCUAGCUGCAAACUGAGAAUGGCAUUAGGAUCAUUUUGUUGGUUCUUUUAUUUCA
Salvia miltiorrhiza (redroot sage) is the source of this 940-nucleotide messenger RNA. RefSeq lists its product as uncharacterized. The record is from RefSeq and is a predicted model, not a curated record. The coding region runs from base 301 to 651 and encodes 116 amino acids. NCBI's taxonomy places the organism in Eukaryota, Viridiplantae, Streptophyta, Magnoliopsida, Lamiales, Lamiaceae. The transcript has 3 exons. Gene Ontology annotation, cellular component: endomembrane system.